Messenger RNA from Coniophora puteana RWD-64-598 SS2, 3132 nucleotides. RefSeq names its product L-aminoadipate-semialdehyde dehydrogenase. The transcript is spliced from 15 exons. Gene Ontology annotation, molecular function: phosphopantetheine binding. Bases 1 to 3132 code for a protein of 1043 amino acids. The record is from RefSeq and is a predicted model, not a curated record. Lineage: Eukaryota; Fungi; Basidiomycota; Agaricomycetes; Boletales; Coniophoraceae.
AUGGCUCCCAACACGAAACCCAUUGUUUCUGUCAAUCAGCUCUUCCGAGAGAGGUUGCGCCAGUACCCCGACCUGGAGAUUUUAGGCAUUCCGGAUAAAUCGUUUAAGUACACGAAAUAUACGUUGGCACAGCUCGACGCAUAUGCCUCCCUGUUCGCCCAUCAUCUCGCAGACACUAGGCUUCUGGUUCCUCGCGCCAAGGGCGAUAGCACUACACAACUCACCGUAGGCAUACUCGGCGUGAGCAACUUGGACUAUGUUGUCACGGAAUUCGCGCUGUUCCGCAUGGGAUACUGCGUCUUGUUCAUCUCUCCAAACAACUCGCCACCUGCCAUUGCGCACCUCAUCAAGACGACGAAGUCUUGCGCUGUAAUCGCGCAGGAUGGUUAUGCCCCCGCGGUUGAAGCCGCGCUCACCCACCUCGAUGAUCCAUCCUCGGUCAAGAUCAUAAGCCAACCAGUGUCUGACGUUUACGGGCCCGGCGCGCAAAAGGCACACCCGGAGAAGAUAAAGUGGGACCCCAUUCUGGACCCCGAGGAGGAGAUAAGGAUGCCGGUGACGAUCAUACACUCCAGUGGCUCGACCGGGUACCCGAAGCCCAUCUUCGCGACUAAUCUCGCCUCCGUUUCUAACUCAGCGAAGAACUUCAAUAUGACGAGUCUGUCUACCCUUCCGCUGUACCACGGCCACGGACACUGCAAUCUCCACCGAGCCAUCUACUCCGCGAAGCCGGUCUAUCUCUUCCCCACGGGAUCCAUACCCCUCACUUCAGCUAACAUCAUUAAGCUGCUCGCGCAGGCAUCGGACGUGGAGGCGCUAUACGGGGUUCCGUAUGCGCUGAAGCUCAUGGCGGAGACGAAGGAAGGUAUGGAAGUGAUGAAGAGCCUCAAGCUUGUCACGUUUGGCGGAAGUGCGUGUUCGGACGAGCUGGGCGACCUGCUUGUGAAACAGGGAGUGAGGCUCGUUGGGCAUUAUGGGCUUACUGAGAUGGGCCAGCUUAUGACGUCUCAGCGCGAUUUCGAGACUGACAAGGGCUGGAACUGGGUACGCGCCCGUGGGCCGUUCGCGAAGGGGAACGUCGCGGACUACCUUAAGUUCGUCCCUGUCGGGCAUGACACGUACGAGCUUUACGUGCUGGACGGGUGGCACGCCAAAGUUAUGACGAAUCAGCCAGAUGGCUCGUACGCCUCGCGCGACCUCUUCAUCAAGCACCCUACCAUCCCUGAUGCUUACAAGUUCAUCGGGCGCAUAGAUGACACUCUUGUAAUGGUCAAUGGGGAGAAGACCAACCCCGUCCCCAUGGAACUCACCCUUCGCUCUUCUCCCUACAUCGCCGAAGCUAUCAUCUUUGGUUCAGGACGUACACAAACUGGAGCCCUGCUCGUGCCCACCGAGGCUGGCGCCUCCCUUUCUCCAACAGAAUACUUAGAGGCCAUUACGCCCAUCCUGGCCCGCGUAAACGCCGAAGCGCCGAGUCACUCGCAGCUCGCGGCGGAGGCUCUUGUUGUCCUACCCUUCGGCACGGCGAUUCCUAAGGCAGACAAGGGUAGCAUCCUGCGUCCGAAGGUAUAUUUGGAGUUCGCGAAUGUGAUCGAGGAGACGUAUGCGCGCCUUGAAGGAGAGAGCGACAAGGGCGGGAGGAAGAUGGGGAGUGUGAAUGAGGCGAAGCAGGUUAUCAGGGAGCUGAUGGGCAAGACGAUCGAGAAACCGAUUGAUAAGCUCACGGAUGAUACGGAUCUGUUUGAGUUUGGGUUGGACUCUUUGCAGUCUUCCAGAGUGCGAAAUGCGAUCCAGAGGGAAAUUGACCUCGGAGGACAAAGGCUUUCUACCAAUGCCGUGUUCGAGCAUCCCUCCAUCACGAAGUUGGCAAAGCUUGUGGUCACCCUUUCCGAAGGCAAGAGUGCCGAGCAGAUCAGCACUCAACAAAUCAUGCUUGAGCUCGUCGAAAAGUACAGGCACUUCAAUGUGCCCACUCAGGUUGAGGACGGAGCGUCCAAUGGGACGACCAAUGGCACCUCGUCGCGGGUCGUUGUGCUUACCGGCGCUACUGGCUCAUUAGGCGCCUACUUGCUCGAUGAGCUGUUGGCAGACUCAACAGUUGCGACUGUAUACUGCUUGUGUCGCGCAAAGGACGAUGCAGAUGCCAGGCGGCGGGUCAUCGAUUCGUUGAAGACGAGGAAGUUGUCUCGUCAUAUCGACACCGCGGGCGAACGGAUCGUUGCGUUCUCGUCCGACUUUGCUAGCGACAGACUUGGGUUGUCUCGGGAGGCAUACGAGGAGAUAUUGAGACGAGUGACUUUGGUCCUUCACAACGCUUGGGCAGUCAACUUCAAUCUUGGAAUAUCCAGUUUCGAGAACAACAUCCGAGGAGCAGUAAACUUGAUGCAGCUUGCGCUCUCCUCAUCACGGCCAAUCCCUGCGGACUUCUACUUUGCGUCGUCCGUCAGCGCCGUCGCAUCCUGGCCCGGCCCCAGUGCGGUCCCCGAGGCCAUCAUGAUGGACCCAUCUGUUGCGCAGGGUAUGGGAUACGCUCAAUCGAAGUGGGUGACAGAGAAGCUUUGCGAAAUCGCUUCUGAGACGACGCCACUCGAUGCCCGAGUCCUACGUAUUGGUCAGAUGGUCGGUGAUACCAACAACGGUGUCUGGAAUGAGACCGAGGCGAUCUCUCUCAUUAUCAAGUGCGCCGACACAAUAGGUCUCCUACCUGACCUCGACGAAUCAGUCUCCUGGCUCCCCGUGGACUACGCUGCGAAGUCGAUCCUCGACAUCAUCAGUUGGUCACACAAAACCUCGGAUGACCUCGUCUACCACGUCCUCCAUUAUCAGCUCGUCAAGUGGUCAUCCAUCCUCACGUCGCUACAUCACUCUGGCCUCAAGUUCAAGAUCGUGCCGCGGCAUGAAUGGCUCGCCGCGCUGCGCGCGAGCCCCGAUGACGAGGUGGCGAACCCGAGUCGCAAGCUGCUGGUGUUCUACGAGAAUAAGUAUGGGAAGGCGGAGGUGGCCACGCGGUACCCGCUCACGACGGACAAGACGCGGGAGGCGAGCAAGAGUUUGAGGGAGGCGCCGGUUGCUGAUGAUGUGCUUGUAGCGAAGUGGGUGCAGGCUUGGAGGGAUGGUGGGUUUUUGCGAUAG